Mesocricetus auratus (golden hamster) is the source of this 1218-nucleotide messenger RNA. It is a transcript of the gene Duxb, whose product is annotated as double homeobox B. The record is from RefSeq and is a predicted model, not a curated record. Gene Ontology annotation, molecular function: DNA binding. NCBI's taxonomy places the organism in Eukaryota, Metazoa, Chordata, Mammalia, Rodentia, Cricetidae. The transcript has 5 exons. The coding region runs from base 204 to 1094 and encodes 296 amino acids.
GGGGCUACACCGAUUGAAACAUUGUAAAAGAGAAACAGAGCAGGGUGGUCCUGGCUCACACCUUUGAUUUCAGAAUUUGAGAUCUCAUCCUACUACCCAGAAGGCACACGCCUUUAAUCCUAGCACUACGGAGGUGGGAACAGAAUAUAAAGUGAGUCGAGACAGGACCUUGCCCAAUCAGUCUGAGAAUUCAUAGGGACAGGAUGGCUGCCCCACCGUUUGGUAGGAAAUUUUGUAGAGAAUCCUUGCAACCAAGAGUGACUUACACCCAGAGCCAAAAGAAUAUCCUCCAAGAAUGGUAUGAACACAACCCAUAUCCUGAUGCAGAUACCCUGAAACAACUGACCAAAAUUCUUCAUGUUCCAGGAUCUAAAAUAAAGAUUUGGUUUAACAACUACAGAAAGAAACAGAAGAUCUUGGAGCAAGUCCAUUCUGAAGCCAGACCACACCAAGCACCCUUCACAAGAGCUCAAGAGAGCUUCCUGAGGAAUGCCUUUCAGAAGAACAGGCUCCCUGACCGUGCUGCCAGGAAAAUAAUGGCUAUUAAAAUAGGCAUCAAGGAAUCAAAAAUUAAAACAUGGUUUCAGAAUCAAAGAAUUCUAAAUCCCGAGCAUAGAGAAGAACCCAUGAAUUUAUCAGAUGGGACAAAUGGAGUACCACAUCCCACUGCUCAAGAACAGCACAUCCGUCUGGUCCCUCCCCCAGCCUGUUGUUUCCCUUCCUCUAAGCCCUGCUGCAACGAACAGAUGUCCCUACCUGCCCCACUGGAAUCCCAGGCAUUUGUUCCUCCGGGUUCCGUUGGGGUCUUUGGGAGCCCAGAAUCAGGCACUGCAACCCUGCAGGCCCCAGAAGCUGUGCAGGAAGGACAGAACCCCGAUGCCCCUCUGACUUACACGAAUCACUUGCCAGAACAGCCGAUUAUAGGACAGGGUUCCUCAGGUGCCCAGGCUCCGUUCUGUUCUCAGCUUGAUGCAGACCAUGGUAGACAACAACCUGAGGACCCAGACCACAUUGACGUAUCUUACGUUAUGCAGUGGUGGGACAAGGGCCGCCUGGAUCUCAUUGCAAAGUGGGAACCUCAGAAAGAGACCUAAGUUUGCUCUGUGAGGUUCACCAAAGCCUUACGCUCCUAUAGAUCCUUUCUUUAUGUGUAACCCCAGAGCACCUGAGAGAUGUUUGUGUUAGUGCCACAACGAUUAUUGAAAGGGGUAAACUAAA